UGGAGUUCUUCUGAACCUGAACUCGAAUAGCCAGUCCCAGCAGUUAGUGUUCGUUAAAUACUUGCUGAGGCUGGUUGGUCUUGGGCAUGGGCGCGCCGCCGCUGCGCUCCAAUCGAAUGAUGUGGAGAGGGCUAUAUCCCCUUUGCUCAAGUUCUCCCUUAAUCUCAGUAUCCGAAAAAUUAACGGGAACUCCUCGAACCACCGCAUGGAUGUUCCGUUCUGAAGCGAGAGGAAAAGUGUGAUGGCGCACUUCUUCCUCUCGGAACAGGCGAACGAUCUUAC
This is a messenger RNA of Acanthoscelides obtectus, 282 nucleotides long. Lineage: Eukaryota; Metazoa; Arthropoda; Insecta; Coleoptera; Chrysomelidae. The record is from the annotation of a GenBank genome assembly.